Molecule: messenger RNA, 1026 nt
Organism: Debaryomyces fabryi
Lineage: Eukaryota; Fungi; Ascomycota; Pichiomycetes; Serinales; Debaryomycetaceae
Exons: 1
Coding region: 1-1026 (341 amino acids)
Biological process (GO): retrograde vesicle-mediated transport, Golgi to endoplasmic reticulum
Cellular component (GO): membrane; Golgi apparatus
Source: RefSeq, a predicted model, not a curated record
AUGGCAUUGUUAAGGAAGGCAUACUCAUUGCCCAAGUCAACAAAGAUCUUACUAGGGAUAUUGAUCUCUAUAAGUUCCCUUAUAUUCUUCAUAAAACUUGCUUUCUAUCGUUCAGCUAUUGUUAACGGAAAUCAUGAGCAAAAUGAAGUCGUAUUCCACAAUAUUCAAGUACCAUAUUUGCAAUUGAUACCACGCUAUACCAUAUUUUAUCCGUGGGUGAUUGUUACUGCAAUUUUCGCUGAAAUUUCGGUUAUUUCAUUUAUAAUAUCAGGUGCUAUAUUGGCGGUAUCAACCAAAUAUGUGGAAAAGUUUUGGGGAUACAAGGAAGUUAUUAAGUUUGUCUUGAUAUUAGGGACAUUUACCAACUUGAUAACUGUCUUGAUUACAAUUGUUUGUAAUUUGAUGAGAGGGGAUGUCGAGGGAAUGGAUAAGCCAUUAGGUGGAGGUAUUUCAUAUUAUUUUGGGUUUUUGGUGGUUUUAAAGCAACUUAUUCCAGAACAUAACAUAGUGUUGUUUCAAGGAUUAAUUAACUUCAGAGUGAAGCAUUUACCGUUCAUAUUGCUCAACGUUGUCUCUGUAUGGUCCUUGUUAAUAAGUCGUUCCUUAUAUCCAGCGAUCCCAUCAAUUGGAAGUUUCAUCAUAUCCUACAAUUACUUGCGGUUUUACCAAUCGUUUUUGACUGACCCAUUAUUACCAAUUACCAUGGCAAAUGGCAGUUCAGACAAUUCGGGUUCUUUGAUUACUGGUGAUGCCUCUGAUGCUUUCCAGUUAGUUGAAUUUUUCCCUAGAGUUUUGAAACCUUACUUGAGUGUUGCCUUUGAUAGUUGCUACGAUUUGGGUUGCAUCUUAGGGAUUCUUACUCCUUUUAAUGAUGAUUCGAUCGAACAAGGCAAUAUAAGGGCCCAGAAAAGACUGGAACAAGCGAAUCAAACCCAAAAAAGUGUGGCCAACUCGGUGGCUGAAAGAAGAAGACAAGUGGCAUUGCAAGUCAUUGAGGAUAGAAUAAAUAAAGAGACUAGAAAGUAG